UAUGAAUUAUUCAAAUAUAAAAAAUAUAUACACACUGCAGAAUUGUGUCGUGCAUGGCUAGAAUGAGAAAUGGCUGGCGGAGGCGUUUAUGCUGAAGCUUUAGUAACACCAAAGGUUCAAGAAGAGUUGCUAUUUGGCAGUACAUUUAUGAAAUGGGACGAUGAUUCGGCCCUCGUUCAGACAUGCACACUAAAGAUAGACCGCAAUGGAUAUGUUUUAUUUUGGAAAUUUGACGACAAACCGGAAACAGAAUUGUUAGAUGUUAUACAGAUUAACGAUGUACGGACAGGCAAAUACGCUCGUGUACCAAAGGACUCGAAGAUCAAAGAUCUUAUCAAAUCCAAGUUGCCCUCUCCAGAUGAUUACGACGAUUAUUGCAUCACCGUUCUUCACGGCCCAAAUUUUGUUGAAACGAAUGCGAUCAACUUUGUGGCCUUUGAUGCAAAAGAUGCGAAAGCCUGGCACGAUUGUCUCAUGUCAUUAUGUCAGCAUGUUUUGCCUGCAAAUGCAAGUCCACUCAACUUCCUUGAAAAGCAUUAUACCAAACUUGUCGUGCAAGCCAAUCAAGAAAAUGCCAUUCCAGUUAAAUUGAUCACAAAAUAUUUGGCAAGCAACAAAGAUGAUAAAAAGAGGGUCUCCGAUGCUCUGCAAUCUCUUGGCCUUCCAUGUAGAAAGGACGACUUCGUUAAAAUUUCUGACUUCAGUCUGGACACCUUUUUUUUGUUCAUGAAUAGAAUAAGUAAUCGACAAGACAUCGAUAAAAUUUUUACAGAAAUCGGUGCUAAGAAAAAACCAUAUUUGACUGUGAGCCAAUUCGUGGAUUUUCUCAACAACAGCCAGCGAGAUCCUCGACUAAAUGAGAUCCUCUUUCCCUAUUACGACACUGAACGUGCAAUGAACCUAAUUAAAACAUACGAGCGAAAUGCACAGUUUGCCAAGAAAGGUCAUCUCUCUGUUCAAGGAUUUACGAGUUUUUUGAUGAGCGAACACAAUACGAUAAUUAACACUGACCGUCUUGCCUUACAUGAAGAUAUGAAUGCUCCUCUUUCCCAUUAUUUCAUCAACUCCUCACAUAAUACAUAUCUUACAGGUCAUCAACUCAAAGGGAAAUCCUCUGUUGAAAUCUAUCGUCAAGCCUUAGUGUCUGGCUGCAGAUGCGUAGAGUUGGAUUGUUGGGAUGGAAAAUCUGACGAUCAAGAGCCUUGUAUAACUCAUGGUCUUACUUUAUGUACGGAUGUGCCUUUUAAGGAUGUUAUCGAAGCUAUAGCAGAAUCUGCAUUCAAAACAUCUGAUUAUCCUGUGAUUUUGUCCUUUGAAAAUCACUGCAGUCGCUUACAACAACGCAAAAUGGCUCAAUAUUGUGUUUCUAUCUUUGGCAGUAUGUUGGUGGAUAAACCUCUUGAUGAUUUUCCUCUGGAAGAUGGGAGACCUCUGCCAAGUCCAAAGACACUUAUGAGAAAAAUUUUAAUAAAAAAUAAGAAAAAGCGAUCAAAAGCAAAUCUAGAUAGGUCUACCAGUCAAGAUGGUUUUGUGUCCAACGAACUUGAAAUGAUGAUAACUGACGUCACUGACAGUGAAAUGUCCCAGAGCGAGACAGGUGAUGUUUUUGUGGGGAGUAUUAAAAGUGAUCAUUGGGAAAACCUCAAAGACAACGUAUUAAAAAAUAAAGAAAAGAAGGAGAUAUCUGAUCCAGAAGAAGUCGAGUCUGAAAAGGUGCUGUCUGAUUUAGUGAACUAUAUUCAACCUGUGCAUUUCAAGAGUUUUGACUAUGCUGAAACUAGAAAUAAAUCAUACGAGAUGACGUCGUUUAAUGAAACAAUGGCGACAACUUUGUUGAAGCAAGAACCUGUGGAUUUUGUCAAUUACAAUAAACGACAGCUGAGUCGUAUUUAUCCUAAGGGAACAAGAGUUGGCUCAGAAAAUUACAUACCUCAAGUUUUUUGGAACGCUGGCUGUCAAAUGGUUGCACUAAAUUUUCAAACACUCGAUGUGCCAAUGAUGUUGAACCUGGGCAAGUUUGAAUAUAAUGGAAAAUGCGGGUACAUUCGCAAACCUGAUUUCAUGUGUCGCACUGACAGAUCUUUCGAUCCGUUUGCCGAGUCGACUGUGGAUGGAAUAAUUGCUGCUUCCAUUAAAGUGAAGGUAAUAUCAGGCCAGUUUCUGUCUGACCGUAAAGUUGGAACUUAUGUUGAAGUAGAUAUGUAUGGUUUGCCAGCUGAUACAGUUCGAAGAAAGCACCGUACUAAAACUGUUCCAAAUAAUGGGUUAAACCCGGUAUAUGACGAUGAAGCAUUCCGAUUUGACAAAGUUGUGCUUCCCAAUCUUGCCGUAUUAAGAAUAGCUGUUUAUGAGGAAAAUGGUAAAUUGAUAGGACAUCGAGUUCUACCUGUGAACUCUAUCCAACCAGGUUAUAGGCAUAUCAAGUUAAAAAGCGAAAGUAAUCAAGCGUUGUGUCUUCCAGUUUUGUUUGUCCAUAUCGUCACUCACGACUACGUUCCCUCGGGAUUUUCAGACUUUGCCAAUGCUUUGGCAAACCCGAUAGCAUUUCAAACGAAAGCCGAAAUGCGAGGACAAAUGCUCGAAAGUCUAAUGGAUGAUGAUGAAGGACCCAGCAAGGUCCCUGCAGAGCAAUCCAGAUUGACUGCAGCCACCAGCUCAAACUCUCGUCGUUUUUAUUCAACUUCAUCGUUUGAAAAACCGAUGAGGACGUCGAUAUCUAUCAAUAGUUUUGAUAACGGAGAUGCAUUACAAAGUCUUUCACGUGGCUCUGUUUCCUUUCCAAAUGAACCGGCUGUCGAAACACCAAGAAAACUAUUUACGCGAUCUCAAAGCACUAAAAAACGUGAAGAUGAUCCGAAUAUUGUACCAGUUCCAAUUCAUGAAUUACAGAAUGAUAAACUUUUUCAAAAGUUUAAAGAAAAACAAAAAAAGGACAUAGCUAUAGUUGUAAGAAGACAUAUGAAGGAGAAAGAUAAGUUACAAAGGAAUCAUUUUACAGCACAAGAAAAACUUGCUAAAGAAAUGGACAAAGAAAUCGAAGCAACGACAAGGAAAUUAGAUAGAACAAUAAAGACUGCCACAAAACUUGGGAAAUUUGAGGAAGUGUACAAAGAUGGUGUCCAAGAGGUUUCAGAACUUCGAAAACAACAAGAAAUAAAGAUGAAUGCGCGCAAACUUGAACAAAGAGAAGAGAUGUUUGUAUUUCUUGAAAAGCAGCUGAAGGAGCAACAUGACUUUGCUAAAGCCACAAUUGAACCUGAGUUUGAAGAGUUGCGAGCUGUUAUGGAGCUCGCUAAAAACAAACAGCAGAAAAAAUUAGGAGAAUUUCAUGAAAGGAAAUCUCAGUUUAUGAGAAAAAGUCAAGACCUCUUGAACAAUGCGGAACUGAAGUUUGUUGCCAAAGAUAAGAGAUCAAAAGAUGAAAUUCAAAGAUUGAAACGAGAACACAACAAGAAAUAUAUUGAACAAGCUGUAAAGGAAAGACAAAAGAUAAAAGAAUUUCAAGAUAAGGAAAUGCAGCAACUAGGAGAAACUCACGAUAAACUCAUGGAUGAAUUGGACGAUAUGAAACAAAAAGCUUACGAAGAACUUUCACAGCUCUUUGAGAGACGAUGUCGACUCAUCCGUAAUGCGAACCUAGAACUAUUUUAUGCUGUUUUGUUUGCCGAGAACGAAGAAGUAUCAAAGUUAUGAUGACAAGUGAUCAUAUUCAAUAAACGUGAUAUUUUAAACUAUUCUGUCAUUACAGGCCUGGCAGUAAUCACAGAAACUGCUAAUCCUUUAAAUGGGUUUUAUCAAUGAUAAGUUAAAGCAAAACAAUUGCUUCUUGCUUAUAUAUUUUACUUCGAGGUUCAUGAACCACUCCAGAAAGAUACAUGCGUCGUGUAAUCCUUCUAAGGGAUACAAUCGAGGUUUUUGAAAACCACUUGAAAUAACUUGCAAUAAAUGACAAAAGACGCUUUUUUAUAUGUAUUAUACAAGCAAAUCCCAUAGUUUAAUGAUGUAUGAUGAAUGAUUUACUGAAAGUUUCAUUACAAUUUCACUAUUAACAAGGACAAAAUCCGCUCUUGACGGUGAAGGAUUUAAUUCUCUUGGCUGUUGGAGUGGAUACCUCUAUCAUGAAUUGAAGGCACAUAUCACUAAAAUGCAUUUUGUAAUUUAAAGAUCAUAUUUAAUAUAUGAAGGCAUUGUGUAAAUAAUUUGAACGAGCUUGCUUCUGGCAAUCUUCCCACGUACGCACAUUUUGGUUAAAAAUAUUUAUUUAUGUAUAUCAACGCAAAGGAUCAACUUGUGAAUAAAUUCAUAUUUAAAUUUCCAA
Messenger RNA from Xenia sp. Carnegie-2017, 4318 nucleotides. RefSeq names its product 1-phosphatidylinositol 4,5-bisphosphate phosphodiesterase beta-4-like. The transcript is spliced from 36 exons. Bases 70 to 3693 code for a protein of 1207 amino acids. Gene Ontology annotation, molecular function: phosphatidylinositol-4,5-bisphosphate phospholipase C activity; calcium ion binding. Gene Ontology annotation, biological process: lipid metabolic process; phosphatidylinositol-mediated signaling. Lineage: Eukaryota; Metazoa; Cnidaria; Anthozoa; Malacalcyonacea; Xeniidae. The record is from RefSeq and is a predicted model, not a curated record.